AUGGAGGUUGUUGUCUCCGGUUCUGGAUCACAUGAAGAAAAUUCUUCGUCACCAAAUCCACGCCAGAAGCAAUCCGUGAUAAAAAAUAGGAUGGUUUCAUUGCAUCAGCCUUCUAAAUCAGAAAUCUCCUGUGUCAUCGGCUCAAGCUGUUCAUGGAUGACGUCCACAGACAGUUUUGGAAAACCAGACUGGGUGUUAUCUUCAGUUGGUGCCCUGAUGUCUCAGGAGAGGGAGCAGCUGCUUCUGGAAAACAGUUCCUCCCGUGGAGAUGUUGAAGGGGACAUUUUCCUUCUGAACGCCAGUAGGCUCCCAGAUAGAUGUGAGUUCAGCCUGCAUAGCCCUAUCCUGCCUGGGAGCUUGGACUCUUGCUUGCUGGAACUGGCCGUAUGUUCACAGGAUGCUCUUCCUCUCCUCCAGAGGUUCACAGCUGAAAUCACAUACGUGGAGACAAACAGAAGUGUAAUAAUUUCCCUGAGAUCUGGCCAUGAGGAGGAUGCUGGGAUGAAAUGGAAAUACCUGAUGGCCCAGAUUGGCCGAAUAGAAAGACCUUUUAAAAUCACCUUGCUGUAUUCAAGCUGUGGAGCACAAGAGGGUGGAGUACUGGCAGUGGGCUCCUUGCAACUCAGGAACUGCUUUCAUGAUAAAGAAAACCAAGAUCUUUCUUUAUAUGACAAAGGCUCCACCUUCCCUUGCCUUCAUGGAGGCUGUGUCAGCCACCUACAAAUCUGUGAGUUCAUCAGUGAUUGCCCUGCCAAAGAGCAAGAAGGAAUGAGAUGUGAUAGUCUCCCAGAGGGCUCACAUUGCUCUUUUGAAGAGGGUCCAUGUGGCUGGGUGCUGAAUGAAACUGCAGCAUUUCCUUGGUCUAUUCGGAGCUUUACUGAAAUUGUGAAAGAUGACUCAUUUGUAGGGUCUACCUUGCAAGCCACUGGUGGACACUUCCUCUACCUGCGAGCAGAGAGCAAUCAGACGAGUGGCGUGGCCAAAGCUUACAGUACAAGUUUGCCAGCGAGCAUUGCCACGGAAGACCACCAGAUCCAAUUCUCAGUGCAUGUUUUUGGCAGCUACAAUGGUACCGUCUCCUUCUCCAUCAGGGAAGAGAUAAAGGGAGCUCCAACCACCUUGCCCAUGUGGGAAAGGGCGGGGAGCUGGAGCGAUCACUGGUUUCUCAUCACCUUACCAAUGCCAGUGCUUCAGAACCGGUUUCAACUGCAGCUCCUGGCAACCUGGGGCUGGAAUUCCCAAGCUGACAUCGCUAUCGACAAUAUUACAUUUGGACUGGACUGCUUCACUGAUGGAAGACAACCAAAUCAUUUUGGUGAGAAACGCCAGGACCUACAGGAGAUUGAUAUCCUGGAUGAGCAUAUUCUGAACCCCCUAGAAGAGCCCUCGCUCCCAGGGGACACGUCUGUUGUUCUCUGGUGGUUCACGGCAUGUGGUGCCAGCGGUCCACACGGGCCAACUCAGGCUCAGUGCGACAGUGCCUAUAAGAACAGCAACGUGUCGGUGACCGUGGAGAAAGAGGGCAGGCUCCGGGGAGUGCAAGUCUGGAGAGUGCCAGCCACAAACCGGUACAGGAUUUCUGCCUAUGGAGCAGCCGGGGGGAAGGGAGCCAAAAACCACAAUAAGAGGUCCCACGGGGUCUUCAUCUCAGCCACCUUCCAGCUGGAGAAAGAUGAGCUGCUGUACAUCUUAGUGGGGCAGCAGGGAGAGGAUGCCUGCCCUGGG
Apaloderma vittatum (bar-tailed trogon) is the source of this 1725-nucleotide messenger RNA. RefSeq names its product ALK tyrosine kinase receptor-like. Lineage: Eukaryota; Metazoa; Chordata; Aves; Trogoniformes; Trogonidae. The annotation marks the transcript as partial. Gene Ontology annotation, cellular component: membrane. The transcript has 13 exons. The record is from RefSeq and is a predicted model, not a curated record.